Molecule: messenger RNA, 961 nt
Organism: Corythoichthys intestinalis (scribbled pipefish)
Lineage: Eukaryota; Metazoa; Chordata; Actinopteri; Syngnathiformes; Syngnathidae
Product: NPC intracellular cholesterol transporter 2-like
Exons: 5
Coding region: 182-625 (147 amino acids)
Biological process (GO): intracellular cholesterol transport; cholesterol efflux
Molecular function (GO): cholesterol binding
Source: RefSeq, a predicted model, not a curated record
ACGAUUCAUCACUCCUGAAGCCGGUGGGAGAACAUACAAUUCAAAGAGGGGGUACUUUUUGUUUCCUUUGUUGUUUUUUCGUUUAUUUUUAAUUUUAGAUGCUGACUAGCCAGAAUAAAAUUGCCGUGUCAGUAAUUGAGUGCUGGGUUAACUUGCUUAUAUCGUUGAAGGAGGAGGAAACAUGAAUUUUAGAGCUGGCAUCGUUUUGCUCUGUUUAAUGGGGCUCACCUGUGCCGAGCCAGUCAAGUACCUCGACUGUGGCUCGUCUACAGGCAAGGUGACUAUUGUGGACAUUACUCCUUGUCCCGCUCAGCCUUGCCAGCUUCACAAAGGACAGUCCUACAGUGUCAACGUGACUUUUAACAGCGCGGUGCAGAGCCAGACGAGCAAAGCCGUGGUCCACGGCGUCAUUGCCGGCGUUCCCGUCCCCUUUCCGAUUCCCGUCGCGGACGGUUGCAAGUGCGGAAUCAGCUGCCCUAUCCAGAAGCAGCAGAGCUAUCACUACGUCAACCAACUGCCCGUCAAGACGGACUAUCCUGCGAUCAAACUGGUGGUGGAAUGGGAACUAAGAGAUGAUGCUAAUCAAGAUCUGUUCUGCAUUAAGUUCCCUGUAGCGAUUGUUUGAUGCAGGUGAUGUGCACCGCUUUCUUUUAUUCAUGAGGGAUUCUUGACAACGAAAUGUAAAUGAUUCUACCUACAAAUCCUUGUUUUACUCGCUCAGAAAACUGAUUUUUAUAAUGCGCAUUUGCCACAAUUGAUUGUUUAAUGACACGUCACAAGCAAAACGUUGGUGUUAGCAACUCUAAUUCAGGCGCUACGUUGUCCUAAUGGCUGCUAUGUAGUCUGAAUUUACACAAAUAAACUUUGUAGCUGUUAAAACUUUUGUAAUUUCUUACCUCUUUGUGCUAUCUAGAAAUGACUAAAUGUAAUGAAAAUAAAGAAUGAAUUUGUUGCCCUUUCA